Messenger RNA from Verticillium alfalfae VaMs.102, 1665 nucleotides. RefSeq lists its product as hypothetical. Bases 1 to 1665 code for a protein of 554 amino acids. Lineage: Eukaryota; Fungi; Ascomycota; Sordariomycetes; Glomerellales; Plectosphaerellaceae. Gene Ontology annotation, cellular component: microtubule cytoskeleton; cell tip. The record is from RefSeq and is a predicted model, not a curated record. Gene Ontology annotation, biological process: establishment or maintenance of actin cytoskeleton polarity. The transcript has 2 exons.
AUGCUGGGCGACCAAGCGGGUAAGGAGUCUAAGAGCACUUUCCGCAGUGCGCUCCGUGGCAAGAAGAAGAAGACGGUUGUCUUUGCCGAGCCGACCUACGUCGACUACUCUGACUUUGCCGAUUUCUCAUCCGAUGAGGAGGAUGCCGAGGAGCUCCUCAACACGCAGCAGGAUGGCGCGCGCCAAGAACAAAAGGCCAAGGCCACAGAGCAGGCGCAGAAGGCUGCCUCUGAUGAGUCCAUUGACGAGACGGCGAAGGUGGAGCCUCUCAAGCCCAGGGCACCGAAGGAGGUCAAACUUGCCGAACCAGUCAUCAAGGAGGUGAUCGAUGAGGACGAGACGCGGCGCAGCAGCGAGCAGUUCUUCGAGGCCAAGCCCGACGGGUCCCAGCAGGAGCUCAAGCAGCGGCCAGUCUCGACAAAUGGAAAAGCUGGAGAGGGAGCUGCAGCCGGACAAGAAGACGACAAGAAGAAGAAGGAGAAGAAGCCCAGCGCGAUUCGCAGCUUCUUCUCGCGGAAGGACAAGAAGAAGGCGAGCAACGACGACGACGACGACUCGCUCGGCAAGCGGUCGAUGGACACGGUCAACGAGGACCACGAUGACGAAAGCGUCCAAGACUCGCCGCAGAGGGGCGGUCCCCAGAGGCACCCGAGCAAGCUGCAGAAGCCACAGCCCCGCGGCGAGCCGUCGCCGACACGCAAACCCGGAUCGGCGCCCCAGAAGAGCUCGACCCGCGAACUCGCCGAGUACAUUGCGUCCGAGGGCAGGACAAAUGACGUAUCCAAUGUGCCACCGGCGUCUGCGUCGAUGCGCAUCGUUCAGGAGCAGGAUGCUGCCGAGACGUCGCUCGCUUCCAGCAUGUCCAGCUCCAGCCGGGACCGCUCGCCCGAGCUCGCCCGCUCGGCAUCGCAGCAGAAGGAGGAGAGGUCGGGCCUCGCAAAGAUCAAGCUGUCACGGUCAGGAAGCAACGACAAGGGCAACAAGGUUGAGAAGCCGCAGAAGGUUACCAAGGCGAAAGCCCGGGUGGAGCUAGAUGACUUUGACUCGCCCGACGAGGAGUCCAUCUCGUCACCCGUCGAGCCGUCGCAGCAGCAUCAGCUACAGCAGCAACAAGCGCAGGAGGCGAAGACGGAGGAUAAGCAACUGCGACCAUCCCUGCCGGGGGCGUUCCCCGACAGCUACCUCAGCACACAGACAACCUCAAGCGCCCAGUCGGACAAGACGAUCACGCCGGGCGAUGUGUCGACAGCCGCAAAGCCCAGCGACCGCCUCUCCGAGUCGCCCGUCGAGGUUUCGCCCGUGGGCGCCAGCAACCCGCCUGCGCUCAUGGUCGACACGUCCAGCGGCCACUCGUCCGACUCGCCGUCACCCGAGCUCAUCGAAGCCGACGAAACGACGCGACGCCACGCGGCCCAGGACUCCAUGACCACCAGCUCGAGCUCGGCUGGCGGCAGCCAGACCAGCAACUCGUGGAACGAUGCCAAGCUGCGGGCGUUCUUCGACUCGAGCUCGGACAUCCGGGAUAUGCUCGUCGUUGUAUACGACAAGAGCGAUGUCGUUCCGGCGGGGCCGGAGCACCCCGUCGUCGGACCCUUGUUCCGGGAACAGAAUGCCAAGUUGGCGGAGAUUACGACGGUGAGUUCUUGGCCUAUGCCUUCACUUUGA